Messenger RNA from Lepisosteus oculatus (spotted gar), 4114 nucleotides. RefSeq names its product family with sequence similarity 13 member C (gene fam13c). Lineage: Eukaryota; Metazoa; Chordata; Actinopteri; Semionotiformes; Lepisosteidae. Gene Ontology annotation, biological process: signal transduction. The record is from RefSeq and is a predicted model, not a curated record.
AGGAGAUAGGUCAUCAGACUAUAAGAUAAUAUCUAGUAGUGUGCAGUUACAAUGCUCAGUAUUUAUUUUUUUGCCUUACUUUCAUUUUCUUAAAGAAGAGGAUCUUGUGUUUUCUUCAAGAAGUCUUUCAGGGUGAAAAAAAUCCCUCCCCUCAGACAUGGGAAUGGAGCAUUGCGGUUUACAGGCCUGACAUGGGGACAAGCGCUUCUUUUACUCUCUGUAAUUCUGUGUCGUCAGUAAAUAUAAAAAAGUGCAAUGCUAAGAUCAACCCAGAAUCUUCUCACAAACACCCACUGAGCCAAAUCUUCGGAGCGCCACUGGAAACACUCAGAGAGGCCGGGCUCAUGGUGUGUGGAGUUCCACUGGUUCUCCACAACAUGGUGGAGUAUUUAGACCACUAUGGAGUCCAGCAGAAAGGCCUGUUCCGUGUCAGCGGCUCAGUCACUAAAGUCAACCUCCUAAAGACAAAGUAUGAUGCUGGAGAGGCUGUGGACCUGCAGAUGGAGGGGGAUGCCCAGUGUGUAGCCUCCCUGAUGAAGCUCUUCCUCAGAGAGCUCCCCACAUCUCUUAUUCCAGCUGUGCUGCACACAGACCUGAUCACCGCAUUCAGAGAAAGCAAAGACGAGGCUGAGCUCAACCACCUCUUGAAGAAACAACUGGACAGCCUGCCUGCGGAUCACUAUAGUCUGCUCUCAUACCUUACUCACUUCCUCCUGAGAGUUGCAGCCCACAGCCAGGAUAAUCAGAUGACAGCGGAGAAUCUGGCCACAGUAUUUGGGCCCUGCAUAUUUCAGGUUCCGGUGGGGCCCAACAUGCUUCGGGACCAGUUUGUAUGCAAUGCCAUCGUCCGGCACUUGCUGAAGAACCGGGAGGUGCUGCUGAGGGCAGGCUGGGAAGCAACGCCACCCGCACUGCAGCCAGCGCACGCUGCCACCGAGUGGCAGGCCAGCCACUCUGAAAGAUCCGAAGUAACUAAGAACACAAUCCCCAGAGAGAAGAGCACAGAGUUCCUUGGCAGUCCAGAGAUAAACCUUCCUGCCAACCCGGAGGAGCUCCAGAAGCUGGUACCUGUUGGCACUGAGCAGGGCUCUUCUCCACACAGAGAAGUGGCUGUGCCUGGAGACACACUGACAUCAAUCACAGGCCUCAGCACAUCGCUGAUCUUAAGUAUACAAGGCAUCUCUAAUAGUGGUGUGGAUUCAAAACAGAGUUUGGAAAACACCGGGGAGCUGCAUGAAGAGAGCCUUGAGAGGUCCAACCAGCAGCGAAGACGACAAGCUGUGGAGAACAACGAGCUCGGUCAAGGCCUCUCAGCUGCCCUCCUGUCUGCCAGAGAGCGGCGGCGUCUGCUGAGAGGGCAGGAAGGCUCCAGCCGUGGCAGGAUAACGGCUGACCAUAACAAGGAAAACCUGCCCUGUGACGCCGUUUUCAGUGAGGAGGGCGAACAGCUACCCAAAGACACUAUGCCACACACAGAGAAGAAACCUCUGGGCGAUCUUGAGAAACACCAUGAAGACGACUUUCAGCCAAAGAGGUCGAAAUCAAGCACUGGGCUCAUCUUGGAUCAAGAGCAGGACUACUCCAAGAACAUGGACAAUGUAAUGCCAAACCUGUCUACAUAUCAAAAGGAAACAGGUGCAGGAAACAAUGAGGUCCACAAUGGUCUUGGUUAUAAAGAAGCACAGGAUUUUCAAAAUAGUAAGGUACACAUACUGAAGGAGGGCGAAAAUGGCCUUCAGGAAUCCAAAGAGCUGAACGAGCUGAUGAAAGGUGGUCUCAUGGGGGGGAUCCAGCUACAGCCUGCAGCACAAGCCAGUUUUUUCCCUGCUUCUGAAGGAAAGGGCGCCUGCAGUCAGAGCACGGACCAAGGCGAGGACAGUGCCCAGAUACAGGGCAACAAAGAGCAAAGCCUCCCAACAGCGCGCAGUGUGCAGGCAGAGGAGAGCAGUAACCCUGGAGAGCCUGUGCCGGCGCUGAGGAUCCUGCACCACGAGAGGGAGAGCUCUGCCGAAUCCCAGCAGGCCCCAGGGCCCAGCCGGCUCCUCCAUUACAUCACCGACGGUGACAGCCCCCUGCCCUCCCCGCGCUGCCCCAGCUUCAGCCAAAGCCAGAGGUUCAACAGUGACCCCGAGUCAGCCCCAUCGCCUCCUUCCGCCCAGCAGUUCAUCAUGUCCAGAGGCAUUGUCAGGACUGUUCCCUCGGAGGGCUCCAAAGAGCCACUGUCAGUGGCACUGCUAACCAAACACAUCCAGAACCUGAAGAAGAAGAUCAAGAAGUUUGAGGAGAGGUUUGAGCAGGAGCGGAAAUACAGGCCUUCACAUAACGACAAAACAGCAAAUCCAGAGAUGUUUAAGCUUAUGGAUGACCUGGCUAAGUCUCGCAAACAGCUAAAAGACCUCAAACUAAAACAGUCUGUCGUGGAGCUGAGAGAACGGAGGACUGAUUCACAGACAGAGAUGAGCAGAGUGAGCAGCGACCCACAGGGAGGAGCAGAGCAGCAGCAUAAACCAUGUCUAGAGGAGACUGUCGACACGCUCCUGAAGAGGCUGAAAGAAAAACGGAGCACACUGGGCCUUCCCGAAAACAUGAAGGAAAUGAAUCAAAACCAAAUGGCCCUGGAGAAAGUUACUCUUCAGAAAUGUUUGCUGUAUUUUGAGAGUCUGCACGGACGGCCGGUUACCAAGCAGGAAAGAAAUCUCAUGAAGCCCCUCUAUGACAGAUACAGAGCCAUCAAACAGCUGCUCUGCUCGACGCCAUCCAUAACUACUAUUGAGGAAGAAGAUUCUGAUGACGACAACAUGCCGCACAGUCCUGCUCCACCAUCCAGAGCGCUCUGUCAGAUCUCCACCGAUGAGUCUCUGUGUCCGCAAGACGAAGACAAUGAGACUGCCUUCGUGUCACCUUUGGAUGAAGUGAAAGCAGUCAGACAGCCAGCCAUCACUAUGUCCAAUUUGCAUGAAGCUUCCAAGCCUGAGCUACUAGAGUACCUCCGGGAAACAAGAGCAGAGAAACAUAGGCUUCGCAGAGCUUUACGAGAAUUUGAAGACCAGUUUUUUAAACAAAUGGGGAGGGCUGCCCAAAAGGAGGACCGCAUUCCAAUGGCUGAAGAAUAUUACGAAUAUAAGAAUAUCAAAGCUAAACUCAGAUUGUUGGAAGUUCUCCUCAGCAAACAAGAAGCUUCAAAGACUAUUUGAGGGAUGAAUUACCUUUUUUUAUUUUGAAGACCUGUUAAGACAUUAGCAUUGAAAGAUGUUUUCUAUUGAACUUGUUUGUGCCCUACAGACACUACGAUGCACUUUACUAAUAAUCACCCUGGUUGACAAAAUGAAAAGAUGGCAACAUAUUCAACUGUUGCUUAGCAACGGACAUUUCAAAUGCCUCUCGUCGUUUGUGAAAAAGCUGCAACAUGCACUAUGACUACUUAUGUAGCUAAUGUAGCUCCUAAAAUAGUUUAUUUUGAAAACAUGGAAAUAACAUUUGAAACAGAACUGACGUUUGUUCACAAGAGUGGUAUUUGUUUCUAUGCUAAAAUAUGGCACUUUAUUUUUACUGAAGGGGGAACAUAUUAUUGCUCUUUUUUUAAACCAAAGCCAAAAUAAUAUGCAUCUUUCUUUGUUCUCAUUAGCAUUUUACAUUUUCUGUAAUCUUGAAACUAGAAUGGACAAUUUCACUAACAUAAAAAGGGAUGGGGAUCCAGUUCAUUUGAACACUUGUCUGCAAACAUUUGUUGCUUCUAAAAAUCACAGUAAUAUAUUUCCACCUUUGUCCAUUACUUCAAAAAACUGCAUUUAGUUCAGAAAAGCAUGUCAGACCUAGUAUCUGUUCAGAAGACCAAAACAUUACUUAUUACAUUUAGUACCUCUAAUUCACAGCUAUUAAGCUCAGAAAUUUAAAAACAUAAAAUGUCACUAUGUCACUUAAGUUUUGGGAAGCUUGGACAUCCUUGUAAAAAUAAUGAAAAAUGGCAAUAAAGAUAAGGCAUUAAGAGUUUGUUAAAGAGGAGCAAAGAAGGGCAUCUCUUUCUGAAACAUCCUCAAGACCUUGGGUUAAUUAUAUAGGAUAAAUCCAAUACAAAAUAUUAGUCUGCAUAAUGCAUUUUUAGAGUACUAUGUUG